This is a messenger RNA of Closterium sp. NIES-65, 1098 nucleotides long. Lineage: Eukaryota; Viridiplantae; Streptophyta; Zygnematophyceae; Desmidiales; Closteriaceae. The record is from the annotation of a GenBank genome assembly.
AUGGAGCUGGCGUUCGACCUCUUCUACUCCUCUCAAGCUCGGCCCAUUAUUCCCUCCCCUUCUUCUCCCAGCGACCGGGGGGCACUGGCGGCCCUGCGGGCGAGCGAGUGGAACAUGGAGCUCGCCUUCGACCUCUUCUACUCCUCCUCCACCUCGGGUCAGCAGCUGAGGGCGUUGGGGCGCUCUGCUGCUCCUAAAGUGGACCCUCGGCAGCUGGAGCAUCUGUUUCUCAGAUACAAAGUCGUUCAUGCCGGCAUGAGUUUCGUGGUCGGAUGUCAUCCCCUGUAUAAGUUGAUUCAAUACUCUUCCUGCUCCCUACUGCUGCUGUGCUGUUUCCCUGCCUCAGACCCUCACUGCGAUCUAAUUCUCGUGGAUGGCGUUUCAAAGCUCUGUGAAGACCUCGAGGUGGAUCCUCAAGACAUUGUCAUGCUAAUACUAUCAUGGCACUUCAAGGCAGCGACCAUGUGUGAAUACUCCAAGGAGGAAUUUAUGCAAGGCAUGCAACGACUGGGUGUCAGUAGUGCGGGCGAGCUCAAGGCAAGGUUGCCGGCACUGCGAUCAGAAAUUAACGACGACCUCGUGGGGGGAAGAGGGAGGGGAGGGGGGAAGAGGGGGAAGGGGGGGUGUGUGGAGGGGGACGCUCAAGGCAAGGUUGCCGGCACUGCAAUGACUGUGGGAUCACUGUUUGCUGCUGCUGCUGCUCACACCCUUCAUUCCCAUCUCCUGCUUCUCUGCCUGCAGGGGUCACAAGUCUCUGGCAUUCGACACGGCCAUUGGCAUGUGGCAGCUGCUGUCCGCUGCUUCUACUCACGCCCCUCCUCAUCCCCAUCUCCCUCCUCUCUAUGCCCAUCUGCUGUUUCACGUUAUGCCCUGCAGGGUCAGAAGUCUCUGGCAUUCGGCACGGCCAUAGGCAUGUGGCAGCUGCUGUUCACCGCGCGGCCUUGGCGAUUCGUCGAGCAUUGGUGUGAAUACCUCCAGAUCACCGACCCAUCGCUCUCAUCGUACGAUGAGGAGGGAGCGUGGCCAUACCUCGUGGACGAGUUUGUGUCGCACCUAAGGGAGGAAGGGGUGGUGCCUAGCAAGCCUGAUGCUGCUUAG